This is a messenger RNA of Raphanus sativus (radish), 1153 nucleotides long. RefSeq lists its product as uncharacterized. The coding region runs from base 103 to 933 and encodes 276 amino acids. The record is from RefSeq and is a predicted model, not a curated record. The transcript is spliced from 12 exons. Lineage: Eukaryota; Viridiplantae; Streptophyta; Magnoliopsida; Brassicales; Brassicaceae.
UAACGAAAACCGACCAACAUUGAGCAGCUUUUUUUUUUCUUUUUUUCUGACGCCGGCGAGCAAAAUCUCAGACCUGAACAGAAGAAGACAACUAAAUCGAGCAUGGCUAUGCAAACCGGUAUAGGGUUAUCAAGGCUUCUGAUUCUAGCUGGAGCAGGUUAUACAGGAACGAUCCUGGUGAAGAAUGGGAAGAUGUCAGAUCUUUUGGGUGAGCUUCAGGCUUUGGUGAAGAGAUUUGAGAGAUCAGGAGAUCAUUCAGAUGACGAUUCUGAUCCCAUGUCUACUGAGAUGCAACGGUUAGCUAUGGAGAUCAGGCAAAUGUCCUCGUCUCGUCAGAUAACUGUUGUCAAUGGAGGAGCUCAAGGAGCUGACUUCACCCCGCUUAUAGUUCCCGCAGCGACUUUAGGAGCUAUAGGCUAUGGCUACAUGUGGUACAAGGGUAUUUCAUUCUCUGACAUCAUGUGCGUUACAAAGAAGAACAUGGAAGAUGCUGUCUCCAACUUGACUAAGCAUUUGAGCACCGUUUCUGAAGCUAUUUCUAAUGCUAAGAAGCACUUGUCCGAGAGGCUUAAGAAGACGGACGAUAAGCUGGAAUCGCAGAAGGAUCUCUUAAAGGGACUCCAGGACGAUGUGGGUUUGACUCUAGAGGAUAUGGCUAAGAUUGGAGAUGAUUUUUAUGCAAUGCAUAACAUGUUUGGUGGUAUGGGUGGAACAUUAGAUAGUAUUGAGUACAAGCAGAAUAUUGCGAAUAUGGGUUUAAUGCAUCUGUGCGACUCUAUGGGAGGAGAAAAUCACAAGAUGCCUGAUAUUAUGAUGCAGGAGAAGCUUCGACUUUCUGGCAAGUCAAACACAUGUAUAAUACUUACAGACGAAGAAACUUCAAGCUCAGAGGGUUUGAAAGAAAGUGAUAAGAUAGAGCUUAUUGAAGGCUGAUUCAGAUGGUACACCAUAUGUCAUCAAGGUUUGAUGAUAUGGUAAUGAUGUGUAGUAUAGGAUACUGAGAUAUAUAGAAUGUAUUUUGGGGUUUAAAAUUAAUGGCCUUUGAAGGGCAAAUAAACAAAAAGAAUGAAGCCUAAUCAUUUACAUGUAACUGCAUUUAUGCACAAUUUGUUACAAAAACACCAUUCACAACACUCGCAAAGACAUUUUUGUA